AUGUACCGGCUGACCCGCUCCAGGCCUCCAAAAUUCGACCCCAGCGAGGUGAAGGUGAUCCACCUACGCGCGACCGGUGGUGAGGUCGGCGCCUCCUCCGCUCUCGCGCCCAAGAUUGGUCCCCUCGGUCUUUCUCCCAAGAAGGUCGGCGAAGACAUUGCCAAGGCGACUGGCGACUGGAAAGGUCUCCGCGUGACCGUCAGGCUCACCAUCCAAAACCGUCAAGCCGCCGUCUCCGUCGUGCCGUCCGCCUCCUCGCUCGUCAUCAAGGCGCUGAAGGAGCCGCCGCGGGACAGGAAGAAGGAGAAGAACAUCAAGCACACCAAAUCGAUCCCCUUGGAUGAGAUCAUCGAGAUCGCGAGGACGAUGCGGUUCAAGAGCAUGGCGAAGGAUCUGAAGGGUACGGUCAAGGAGAUUCUGGGAACGGCGUUCAGCACUGGGUGCCAGGUUGAUGGCAGGAGUCCGAAGGAGAUCAGCGAUGAUAUCGAGAGUGGCGAGAUUGAGAUCCCUGAGGAGUAG
This is a messenger RNA of Coniosporium apollinis CBS 100218, 519 nucleotides long. RefSeq names its product 60S ribosomal protein L12. The record is from RefSeq and is a predicted model, not a curated record. The coding region runs from base 1 to 519 and encodes 172 amino acids. Gene Ontology annotation, cellular component: ribosome; cytosolic large ribosomal subunit. Gene Ontology annotation, molecular function: structural constituent of ribosome; large ribosomal subunit rRNA binding. NCBI's taxonomy places the organism in Eukaryota, Fungi, Ascomycota, Dothideomycetes. The transcript has 3 exons. Gene Ontology annotation, biological process: translation.